Molecule: messenger RNA, 1290 nt
Organism: Fusarium coffeatum
Lineage: Eukaryota; Fungi; Ascomycota; Sordariomycetes; Hypocreales; Nectriaceae
Exons: 3
Coding region: 1-1290 (429 amino acids)
Biological process (GO): proteasome-mediated ubiquitin-dependent protein catabolic process
Cellular component (GO): nucleus; cytoplasm; GID complex
Molecular function (GO): protein binding; ubiquitin protein ligase activity
Source: RefSeq, a predicted model, not a curated record
AUGGCGACCGAUAACGAUCGUGGCUCGCCCUUUGCACCGCUCAUGGCUGAGCUGGCGCGCAUGAGGAACAAGAAUCUCAAGUCAGCAAUCGAUGAUGUAGAUAGUGUCAUAGAUCUUCUCGUCAAUGCUCGAGAUCAGAUCGCUCAAGAGCCAGAUAGAACCAGCAUGGUCAUGACGACACUUCAAAAUCCGGUCAAAGCCCGCUUCGAACGUAUAACUACAGAUCUGAAGGAGGUGACAAAGGCACAGAAGGGCUAUGGAAAGGCUCUUGACAAAGCUCUUCCUCACCGAGAACUUCCCAUGGAAACCGACGCUAUGGCCGACCAUCCGGGUCUGAUUAACAGAGCUAUAGCCAUGCAUCUCCUUAGAGAAGGACAGUUCUCCGUUGCGUCGACGUUUCUCAAGGAGGCUACUGACUAUCCUCCCCAUCGCGAAGCCCUCUCGGUCCCACGUACGGACGAAGACGGUGACAAUGACAUGGACGAUGAUGACGACGAGCUGGAAGAUGAUAUGGGUGGCCUGCAUUCAGAGCACCUCCAGUCCAAGUUCUCUGAGAUGUAUAACAUCUUAUCAGAGCUCAAGAACCACAACCUGAUACCCGCCAUUAAUUGGGCCAACACAAAUAGCGACAAACUCGAAGCAAAAGGAAGCACCCUGGAGUUUGAGCUCACCAAGCUUCAGUACGUAUGGCUAUUCAAGGGACCAUCUGUAAAUGGUCUGCCCGAUGACCCUGCGACCAACGGUCUGUGCGGUGCUGUUAAUUACGGUCGUCAGCAAUUCACCCGCUUCCAAAGCCGCCAUCUGUCAGAGAUCCAACAGCUUUGCUGCGCGAUGGUGUACGCAUCUAAUCUUGCUGGAUCACCAUACAAGCACAUAUUCGAGACCGACUCAGCCUUUGAAGAUGUCGCCAUGUCAUUUACACGAGAGUUCUGCUCCCUUCUCGGCCUAUCAGCCGAAUCGCCUCUUUAUGUUGCUGUCACCGCUGGCUCAAUCGCCCUGCCACGUCUGAUCAAGUACACAACAUACAUGAAGGAGAAGAAGACAGAAUGGACGACUGAGAAUGAGCUGGCUUUUGAGACGCCACUACCAGAGUCCAUGAUUUACCACCCAAUCUUUGUUUGCCCUGUGAGCAAAGAACAGACGACGCAAGAGAACCCACCUAUGAUGCUGGCCUGCGGCCACGUAAUCUGUAUGGAGUCGUUGCACAACAUUGUGAAGGCAGCGCGAUAUAAAUGCCCGUACUGCCCGACAGAGGGCCAACUUAAGGAUGCUACUAAAAUCAGACUGUAG